AUGAAAUUCUUCAUCCUUGCUACCAUCGUAUCGCUGGCAGCGGCCGACGUGUCCCACAUCGUAGGCAAAGAUGAGAGGGGUGCUCAGAUUCUGAGACAGGAACAGGCCGUGGACCCAGAAGGAUCCUACCAGUGGGCAUACGAAACUGACAACGGUAUCGCUGCUAACGAGGUCGGCACGAUCAAGGUCAUCAGUGAAGACACCGUCGCAAAAGUAGCCCAAGGUCAAGCCAGCUGGACAGCCCCCAAUGGUGAGAAAGUGGACUUCACUUACAUAGCUGACGAGAACGGAUACCAACCACAGGGAGAUAUCCUGCCAACACCCCCACCGAUCCCCCUAGAAAUUCUCCGUGCUCUUCAAUACAUCAAGGACCAUCCGUCACCACCAGAAGCACAGCAAAACUAA
Molecule: messenger RNA, 405 nt
Organism: Arctia plantaginis
Lineage: Eukaryota; Metazoa; Arthropoda; Insecta; Lepidoptera; Erebidae
Source: the annotation of a GenBank genome assembly